AUGAGUUGGUGGCCCAUGACCAGCUACAGGUCAUUUUUUAUAAUAUGGUCACAACUUUUAUGUGAGUCAGUAUACAAAAUCUUCCAAACAGGGACUUUUGCCUCCAGGACUUUUCCUGCUUUCGGCCCCUUAAACGUGGAUCGCCGUGUGUUUUUGUGUCCACGGCGUAGAAAAUAGGCUCAAACAGCCAUCUGCGUGGUGUGGGAGUGGGGGCUGCUCGCCUGAUCUGGCGAUUCGUGAAACAUUAAAGCGCCCUUCCAGGGAAACGUUUGACAUUUGUUCCUUUCCCCCAUCGUGCUCGCUGAGGAACAGCCGCCUGAACUUGGGUUACCGCCGGGGCUUUUUUUAGCCCGCUCCUUGAACGAGGAGUCCGGAGCAAAUUGUUGGGUCUGGCCUGGAGAGAGGCGUGCAGCUGUGCUAGGCCGUGGAUCCGUGCAGGGGCCAGGAGAGGAGAGGACAGGCAACGGCCGCUGCCAUGGACCGAUAUGCUACGGUGGAGCACUAUAAGGCAGCCAUGCUGCUGAGUGGAGCUGGGGAUGCUCUGGGCUACAAGAAUCAGCUGUGGGAGUACAACGAAUCUGGACCAGCCAUUCACCAGGAGCUGCAGGAGCUGGGCGGUCUGAAGAACAUCAGGGCUGAGCUCCCUGACUGGCCAGUGAGUGAUGACACAGUUCUGCAUUUGGCCACCGCAGAGGGACUGGCAACAGGGAAGGUAGGGGAGGAGCUCCUGCACGAGGUGGCUGCCCGCUACGUGGAGGGAAUGAAAGACAUGGAUGGAAGGAAACCAGGCCCUUCCAGCAUUCUGGGUGUAUCCCAGCUAAAGCCUGGAGAGGAGGGGGGCUACAGAGUUCCAUAUAACCCAGCGGGGACGGGCUGUGGGGCAGCCAUGAGGUCCAUGUGCAUCGGCCUGAGGUAUCCCAAGCCUGACCAGCUGUUGUCUUUGGUGGCUGUUGCUGUGGAGACGGGCCGCAUGACCCAUCCGCACCCCACCGGUUUCCUGGGCGCCGUAGCGUCAGCCCUUUUUACCUCGUAUGCCGUCCAGCGCCGGCCAAUCACCACCUGGGGUCUGGGCCUGAUCAAUGAAGCCUGCCCAAUCGCCAAAAUGUUUGUGCACGGCCGAGAGUUCGCCGUGGAGGAAGCGGAGAGAGACUGGGACUACUUCUGUGACAAGUGGCAGUGGUACCUGGAUUUUAGGGGCAUCUCUAAUGGAGUGGGGCCUGUGAUUUGGCCUUCCCCCUAUGGCCCAGCUGAGAGAGACGAGGCCUACAAGGGCUUCAGUCUGUCUGGCUGGGCCGGACGCAGUGGACACGAUGCUCCGAUGAUAGCGCUGGACGCCCUGCUGGGGUCAGGCUCCGACUGGGAGGAGCUGAUGAGCAGAGCAGGCUUCCACGGAGGCGACAGCGACAGCACCGCGGUGAUAGCCUGCUGCUGCUGGGGUCUCCUCUACGGCACCGCAGGGGUCCCUGAAGGCAACUACUGCAAUCUGGAGUACCGGGACCGACUGGAGCGCUGUGGCCAGCAGCUCUACGCCCUGUCGCACUGACCAGGCGGGGACGGCGGCCUGCAGGUGUCGUAGGGAACGGAAAAUGGGACACGCCGAUGUAAAACUGAGGAGCGCAUUGAUCCAGAGUGCUGUCACUGAGCCACAAAGCGUGUUGUCAUACUUGCCUGAAGGUGAAAUCCUGCCCCACUAACCCAAAGAGCCAUUGCUCCCACGACAAGAGCGGCGAGCAUCAUGAUGAUGGUUGAUGUGCGUUUGGUUCCCCCUAGCGCAGGUUUUAAGAUGGCAUGGAGCCGAUUCAGAGCAGGACGCCUCCCAGCCACCAACGAAAAUUCAAAAGCCCCGCAGGAGGUCAAUAACUGUGUCAAGCUGAUAUAAUAAAUGCUCUGUGACUUCAAAUUCAACGUGUUCCUGCUGAAGGCUGAAAUACAUUCCCGUGUCUCAUCACGGCAGUUUAGUUACAUUGUGAAGCAAGCAGGAAGUAUCACUGCAAUAACCCAGAUAAACACAAUUCAUGAUCAAAUAAAUUUAACAGAACACUGUGGUUGAGUUGA
This is a messenger RNA of Menidia menidia (Atlantic silverside), 2055 nucleotides long. Lineage: Eukaryota; Metazoa; Chordata; Actinopteri; Atheriniformes; Atherinopsidae. The record is from the annotation of a GenBank genome assembly.